Messenger RNA from Zophobas morio, 2504 nucleotides. RefSeq lists its product as uncharacterized. The record is from RefSeq and is a predicted model, not a curated record. The transcript is spliced from 27 exons. Bases 136 to 2376 code for a protein of 746 amino acids. Lineage: Eukaryota; Metazoa; Arthropoda; Insecta; Coleoptera; Tenebrionidae.
UAAGCUCAUGUUAUACAACAACUUUUAUAUGAAUCUUUUUAAUAGCUUUUAUUACCCCAUCACUACUUCAUUUUCAGUUUUUAACUAUUUUCUCCGCCAACAUUUAUUAACUAGGUAUACCUAUACUGACUUCUAAUGAAAGGGCACUCAGUUGUUCCCAGAACAAAAAAAUAUGGAAUUUCGCCUCUCCCAACUAACAGACACUCAAUAUUUGAGGAAAAUCGUGGUGAACUACAACUAACCAUUGGUUCUUUAAGAAAAUUUUGCUCUCCGAGGGAUUGUGACUUGAAAGACAUCUACGUUUCAAUUCAACUGAUUACUUCGGGAAUUCCAGGAGAAACUAAGUUCACAAAGAAAAAGUCUGAGCUUAAUGCGGUUUAUCUGGAAAACUUCACGUUUUCAUGCGCCCAUAUUGAUCUCGUCUACGCCCAGAUUAAAGUCCUCGGCAUUCUUGUAAGUGGCGGAGAUUCUGCGGGAGCUGAAGAGCUCGAGUAUCUGCUUGGAGAAUGCUUGCAUCCACUCAAAGUUUUAGAGUUGGACGGGGAGCCUUUUUGGAUCCGCGCUUUCAAGCAGCCGAAUGAGCCUUCAGGUGCGCUAGACAGCAGCCGAGCGAUAGUAACUGCAGGGGAAGUCCAGCUUUCAGGGACUUUUGAUUAUUAUCUUAAAAGAGGCAAAAAAGAGGACCUCACAAUGGAUAUUAUAAAAGAAGAUGCAGAAGUUGUUGCAGACGCUUUGCUUCAAAAGGAAAAGUUGAUUAGAAAUAAAAUUGGCCAAAGAAAAAGUUGUCUUUUCGAUUUAGAAACUCGUGCUGGCGACUAUUUAGAAGAUGGUUCUGUAAAUUCGCUUAAAAAAGAAAUAGACCAAAUUGAAAGGGAAUUAGGGCAAACAACUGCAUCUCUUCCAAAAGCUUCAGAUAUGGCACAACCGCGAGUAAACAGCAGUAACCUUACGCGCAGGGAACGUGCGCGUCUGGUGGCCUCUACUUACCACGCCUCUAAACAAACGGGAACCAACAUUUAUGGGGAGGUCAGUCCCUUCAUGGCAGGAGCGAGCAUCUUUAAAAGCGAGCAUCGCCCGUUGCCGCCCGUCGAAUCAUUAGUCGUUCAACCGCUAGCCGAGACGGACGGCCGCCUGAAAGCAGCGGUUGCGGAGGCAUUGCUACCGGUUCUCUGCCGUCUUGACAACCUGCAAAGAGAACUCUCGUUCUCGCAUGUAAGCAAAAGCGAUGCGUCCACCGACGUCGACACCCGCAUCGUCCAGCUUGAAGCGGAAUUGGCUAGAAAAGAGGCGAUAAUCGUACAACUGGAUUUGCUUCUUAAGAAAACAAUGCUGAGUUUUGGAGAAAAUGCAUCGUUGUCGGUCAUGCAGGAACUAACAAGCUUUGAUAUAAAAAAUGGGCUAGAAGUUUUUAGUGAUGAAGAGGAAAAUCAGCUUCUUAAGAAGAAAAAUGAAUUACUGAGAAGUUUAUCGGUUGCGAAUAAGAAGUUUGCUGAAGUUCGGCUAAGAAAAUUAAGAGAAGAAGUGAACGAGCUGGAAAUUUCCUUAAAAAAGAGUCAAGCAAUACCCGCUCCGUCGCCACUAUCUGCCCCCGCCUUGCCGAUUCCGCUCAGCUCACCCACACCUGCUAAGGGCGUUGUUCCCCAGGACAUCGACUCGAUCUUGACGCAGCUGGAAAAACUCGAUAAGCUUGACAGCAUCCUCACCAAACUAAACGAAAUGAACGUUCCCCGUUUGAACCAAGGUUUAAGCGGCCCCAUGCGGAGUCUGGAGGACAUUCAGGGGGAUAUGAAAAAGGAGCUGGAAGUCAUUAUGAGCGAGACCGCCACGGAAAGGGAAAGAGAAAUGGCCAACAUCCAAUACGAGCAGCUCAUUGCCGAGAUGGAGAAGUGUCCCGAAUUUCAAGAGGAGCAGAAGAGGAUAAAAAAACAAAAGGAGGAAAAAGAGAUGCCCCUUAAUCGCGCUGCGUGGGAGAAGCUGAAGGACGAAUUUUUACCAGACCGAUUGAUUAAUGAGGACGUACGAAAGCGUCUCCAGAGGAACCCCGAACUGGCCUUGAUAAGUAUAAACAAAGAGCAAAUCUUACAGCGCCAUGCUAAUGACUUCCGCGCCUUUGUGCUAAACGGGUUAAGCUCAGAAGAGCUCAGAGCGCUCUAUUAUAACCUGCCAGACUUCAAACAAGAUCAACCUGUCCAAUCAGAAUUCAAACAAAGGGUCUUUGAGAAAAUCGAUGAGACUGCAUGCAGAGAAGAGGAACUGAGGAAGAACCCUCAACCUAAGAAGGUUGCUAAGAAACUGAAGUUCCAAAAAGUUUCUGGAAACUUAAUGGAUGAGCUCGCACUAUUCCAACAAAAGUUAGCAGCACCAGGGGAAGAAUGACGCGCUCGCAUAAAUAAACAGGAAAAAAGAAAGCAUUGAAAACUUUAUUACUUUAUGUUCAUUGGUUAAAGGUUGGCCACUUUUCGUCUCCUACUCAUAAACAAGUUUGAAGCAGAAGACGUGUCUAA